UCUGAUUUGUUCGCCUUUUCUGUUGCUAGCGUAUCGCAUGUAGAUAUUCUUCAUAUUCUCGUGGGUUACGAUUCGGAUACUCUCCUAGUCUGUAGUAGAAUGAUGUCAACAAAUUGAGCUCACCUCAAACGAGUCCAACGCCGAGGCCCGGAGGCGGCGGCGCAACACGGGGCCGCCACGCCACGCCACGCCACGACUUGUGGAUACGAUGGCACCGGAAACUCGUGCGAAGCGAGCUCGCACCGGAGUCGCCGACCCGCCGGCGGCGCUCCACUCGGACGGGUACGCGUACGCAUCUGCUUCUCCGUCGAUCGCAAAAGCUUCGCCUUCCAUUAUCCAUCGAUCUUCAUCUGAACCGGAGCUCCUGUUGCGGCGGCGUACGUGACGCAGGGGCUGGGCGAGCCUGACGUCCGGGCCGGCGGGGCUGAUCGCCGAGCGCCUCCUCUCCAGCGACGUCUCCAGCUACCUCCGCUUCCGCGCGGUGUGCGCCGCGUGGCGCGCGUCCUGCGCGGACCCGGGCGUCGCCGACCGCCGGUUCCACCCCCGGCGGUGGACCAUGCUCCCGCGCGCCUACAACAGCCGCAGCGGCCGGCGGCGCUUCCUGAACGUCUCCACCGGCGAGUGCGCCCGCGCGCGCAUCCCGGACCUCCGCAGCAACUACUUCCUCGGGACCACUGCCGAGGGCCUCCUCGUCCUGUGCCGGAAGGACGACCACGUCGUCCAGCUCCUCAACCCGCUCACGGGGCGGCUCACCGACUUGCCGUGCGCGGACACGAUGCUGCAGACACUCUGGGUAGACCUCAGGCUUGGUUCCUUCAUCACCGUGCGCAGCGCGGGCCUCGCCGACGACUCGACGGUGGCGCUCCUGUACGACACCAGUGACGAACGAGGCAUGCUAGCCGUCGCCAAGCCCGGCGAUGAGCAAUGGACGCGCUUGUCGCUCGACGAUCUCGCGCACCAUAGCAUCGAGCCAACGAUGGCGGCAGUGAUGCCGUACGCGGGCCGCCUGUACUGCGUCACCCACAAGAGCAUCUCGGUGGUGGAGACCGCGGCGGACCGGAAGCCGCGGCUGGCGCCGGUCGCCGACCACAGACUGGCCGGCGGACAACGAUGGAGUUGCAACGACUGGAUGUACCCGGUGUACGACGACGGCGGGGACCUGAUCCUUGUCCAUCGGAACACCGAGCUCACCCGCAGAGGCGAGAGGUACAUGACGUACCAGGCGAAGCUGGACACGGGCGACGUGGUGCCGACGCGCGGGCUGGGCGGACAAGCCUUGUUCCUUUCCAGUGGUCGUUCAGUGUCGGUGUCCGCCAAGAUUUCCUCGUCCAUCAGCACCGACACCGUCUACGUGUGCGACCAUGGCAGGAAAGCAGAUGCUGUCGCCUUUGAUCUCCUGGGUGCAAGCGCCGCCGAACUCAACUUUGGCGAGGACGACAAGGCCACGUGCUUUCAUGAAUCUAGUGCCCAUGAUUUGAAAUGCUUUGCAUUCGCUACUCCAUAUAUUUUCUGAUUUUCAGUAAACAUGGUUAAAGUUAA
Molecule: messenger RNA, 1539 nt
Organism: Panicum virgatum (switchgrass)
Lineage: Eukaryota; Viridiplantae; Streptophyta; Magnoliopsida; Poales; Poaceae
Exons: 1
Coding region: 557-1513 (318 amino acids)
Source: RefSeq, a predicted model, not a curated record